CAUGGCGCAUGGCGCGCAUUGCGUCAGUUAACACGCGUUUGCAACAUCUAAGAACACGACGCGGUCCCUCAAUAUGGCCCGUCUAAGAGAUUAUGAUUGCAUCGGCUUUGAUCUUGAUCACACGUUCAUUCAGUACAGACUUGAUAAUCUUUAUCCGAUGAUAUACAGUUGUUUUGCGCAAGUCUUAGUGAAAGAAAGAGGGUACGAUUGUAGCUUGCUGGAGGAUGACUUUGAAGAUUUCAAGGAUUUCUGCCUGAAAGGCUUGGUCCUGGAUACCAAAAAGGGAAAUAUUUUAAAACUUGGAGUAGAUGGCUUUAUUUUAAGGGCUUCACAUGGUACACAGCAGUUGACAAGGAAAGAGAUUACAGAUUGCUAUGGGGAACAAUGCAUAUGGCCAAAGUUUAACAUCCUGAAAGAAAAUCCCAUUCAGCAUUCCAACAUUUUCAGAGUGUUUGAAAAUUACUUUGACCUUCCAGUGUUGGUUAUAUGUGCUCGUAUUGUUGACAUAACUGACAAAAAGUUUGGAAAACCAGAGGAGUAUAAUUUUUGGCCUGAUAUAAUUUUCUCUUUAAGGAAAAUUUUUAAUCCUUCAUCAUUCAAUAUAGACAAACAAGAACAGUACUUUUACAACCUGAAGAGAAAUAUAUCCACGUUUGUAAAACCUUCUCCUGAGAAAAUUAUCAACUGGAUCAAGUCAAUGAAAGAGACAAAACAAACAGUCUUCCUUCUCACCAAUUCAGAUAUAGAUUAUACAAAUCUUCUUAUGAAUUAUGCAGUAGGAAAACACUGGCCAGAGAUGUUUGACAUGGUUGUGUGUGCAGCAGGCAAACCAGGAUUUUUCAAGUCAGAAGAGCCACUCAUUAAGUUCCAUGAACUUGAUGGUGAAAAGGAAGUAUGCCCUGUUCAAGAGCUUCAAGAAAACAAGAUGUACAGUAAAGGAAAUCACAAGGAUUUAACCAUAUUUCUUCAAAAGCAGACAGACCAGGAUACGCCGAAGGUCUUGUACUUUGGAGACAGCAUCAGAUCAGAUCUGUAUCCAUCAGUAGUCUUUGGUGAUUGGAAUGUUGUUACUGUGCUGGAAGAGAUGGAAUCUGAAGGAAUGGUUACAUGUCAAGAUCAGCAGGAUUGUCUUGAGGAUGGUCCAAAAUCAAAGAAAGCAAGACUGUCUGUGCAAGACAUUGAGAUUGAAAGCUGCAAAGAAGAGGUUCUGUUGUCAAAGCAAUGGGGUUCAUUCUUUGUGCAUGCUGAUACUUGUCAAGAUAAAAUUAUUGAUUGUAAGUUAGAUGGAGAUCAUGACCUUGUGAAAACAUCUGGAAGGAAACAAAUCAAUACUUUCUGGGGAGAUUUGAUACAGAAAUAUAGCACUUUUGUAAUUCCACGGCUAGAUUUCAUCACAGAACUGUCUCCAGACCAUGCAUUUGAAGCCUUCAGUCUUUCAAAGGGAGGUUUCUAUCCAGGAAGUCCGAAGUCUCUUCAUUUAUAAUAAAAACAACUUAAUGUUUCUUAUAGUCAUUUAAUCACUGGUAUGCAAUCUAUUUUAAUAAGAAUUGUGAGGUCAAAUUUAGUUCUCUAUCAUGAAAUAUUAAAUUUAACUUUAAAUUUUCUGUUACUUGUGCCAUUGCAAAAAUUGUCUGUAGGAAUUUACCAGAAAUGCCUAGUUUCCUGUCAGUUUUAGCUAAUGUAUCUAUCAAAACCUCUUAUUAUUGGAAUUAUUUUAUAUUUAACUAUAAAAGACAGCAAUAAAAUGUUUUGUUGUAUAUAGUUA
Molecule: messenger RNA, 1765 nt
Organism: Pocillopora damicornis (cauliflower coral)
Lineage: Eukaryota; Metazoa; Cnidaria; Anthozoa; Scleractinia; Pocilloporidae
Product: 5'-nucleotidase domain-containing protein 1
Molecular function (GO): 5'-nucleotidase activity
Source: RefSeq, a predicted model, not a curated record